This is a messenger RNA of Dendrobium catenatum, 682 nucleotides long. RefSeq lists its product as uncharacterized. The transcript has a single exon. The coding region runs from base 76 to 561 and encodes 161 amino acids. Lineage: Eukaryota; Viridiplantae; Streptophyta; Magnoliopsida; Asparagales; Orchidaceae. The record is from RefSeq and is a predicted model, not a curated record.
CCCUAUAUGAACGGUAAUUAAAUACCCCUUUCCAUUCUCUCGCUCUGCUCUCCAAUUAUUCUAUUACAUUCUCUCAUGGGUUGCUGUCUCUCAUCAUUCCCCAACACAUCCCCUUCUCUUUCCGACGACGACUACUCCGUCGACCCUCCAACGGCGAUGGUCAUCUCUGUCGACGGUUCUCUCAUCGAAUACAACGUCGGUAUAACUACAGCUAAUGUGAUCGAGGCCAAUGGGAAGGGUUGCAUUCUCUGUAACUCAGACAAGCUCUUCUUCGAUGCCUACCCACCAGUAACAGCACCCGAAGAGGUGCUAGAGCCGGAUCAGAUCUACUUUUUGCUUCCCGUCUCCGAGCUCGGGCAUCGCCUCACAGGCGCAGAUUUGGCAGCGCUUGCUUUCCGGGCGAGCGCGGCUUUGAGGAAGGCCACUGAGACGCAGGGGAGGCGGCGAGGAAUAAUAAAGGUGGCGCCUUUGACGUUGCCGUGCGAAGCGGCGAAGGAGAAUAAAGGGUCUCCUUGGCUGCGCAGGGUGUUGAGCACUGUUAAAGAGAUUCAUGAGGAUUGAUGUCUUCCAGAUUCAUUGAAAGUGCUGGGCUUUGGGGUUUCCUUAGCCUUGCGUGUAACGGUUUUGUAAAUAUGGUUGCGUGUAAAUUAGUUGUUUUAAUUUAAUGUUUUGUUAAGAAUUA